This is a messenger RNA of Neltuma alba, 610 nucleotides long. Its product is annotated as probable cellulose synthase A catalytic subunit 5 [UDP-forming]. The record is from RefSeq and is a predicted model, not a curated record. The transcript is spliced from 4 exons. NCBI's taxonomy places the organism in Eukaryota, Viridiplantae, Streptophyta, Magnoliopsida, Fabales, Fabaceae. The annotation marks the transcript as partial.
UAAAGUACAGCAAACUUAUCACAGAAACUAUAUGGAGGUCAAAUUAGGAUUAGUUGCAGGCUCUCACAAUAGCAACGAGUUCAUCAUCUUCAACAAUCCAGAUGCCAAUUUUUCCGCAAGAAGAGAGGAGAAGGAGGAAGAAAGAGGGAAAGGGUGCAAAAUAUGUGGAGAUGAGAUAGGCAUAAACGAAGAAGGAGAGGUUUUUGUGGCGUGCAAUGAGUGUGCCUUCCCCGUUUGUAGGAACUGUUAUGAGUAUGAGAGAAGAGAAGGCAGCCAUGUGUGUCCCCAGUGCAAAACCAGAUAUAAACGUCUCAAGGGGAGUGCUAGAGUUGAGGGAGAUGAGGAGGAGGAUGACGUUGAUGACUUGGAAAAUGAGUUUGAUUUCAAUGGACCAGGAAAAGAAGAGGAUAUGCACGUCCGCGUUUACUGUCAGGUUGAAGAUGUUGAAAUGGGAGAAGGGCACAAUAAUAUUAAUGCAAUAGUGCCUUCGAGCAUGGGCAAUAAGGUAAUUUCAAUUCAAGCAAGACCUAUGGAUCCUUCCAAGGACUUGGCUGCCUAUGGUUAUGGUAGUGUUGCUUGGAAGGAGAGAAUGGAACUUGGAAGCAGAAAC